Molecule: messenger RNA, 6213 nt
Organism: Phascolarctos cinereus (koala)
Lineage: Eukaryota; Metazoa; Chordata; Mammalia; Diprotodontia; Phascolarctidae
Source: RefSeq, a predicted model, not a curated record
GUAGAGUAGCCUGGAAAACACGGCAGCUGCCCGGAAGAUCAUAGCAAUCCCACGCUGUGGGGGGAGAGUGGAGGUUUUCCCAAGGGAGGAGGAGGAUGCCCCUGGCACAACUAAGACCUUCUCAUAGAGAUGCUGCAGUUGGUGCCUUUGAAAAAGCCUGGAUGCUAAUACACUGUGAAUUAUAAGAAGGGGUGGGGCGGCAGAUUCCAGAAUUGGGGCCAAAGAAACCCCCAAAGACGCCUACUUGCAAGCCACACCCCGGAAUGGAGAGAUCCACGGAAAUACCAGUUACUUUUUGAAAGGUCCCCAGGGAGAAAUGAAAUACUUUGGACAGGAGGAUAACCCUAUGGGCUGGCAGGCACUGUUGUCACCCCGUCGUUGCCUCUCGUAACCGAUCCAGUACCAGGACCCUAGGCAACCAUUGGAAGGAGGCCUUCAGGAUCUCUUAAUGGGCAAUGUGUCCCCACCUGCUAGCAUUCUCUAAAGCCACUUAGACCAGCUCAAGAAGUUCUGGGUCACAAUCGCCUUCACAGAGGGAAAAGGUCUUCUGGUGAACCUUGAGACUCAGGAGUCUGGCUGUACCUCCUUCCUGACUCCUGCUGUCCUCACAGACUUUUCCUCAGAAGAAACACCAGGUGAAGUGAGUUCCUGAGGGCUGGUGACUGCUGAUGCCAGAUCAUCAGCCUCCCCCUCCUAAGGCUCUCUCCUAGCUUGAGGGUUUGCCUGGCAGCAAUGUUGCAGUGCAAGCAUGCUGAGGAGUUCAGUUUUGGUCCCCGGGCCCUAAAGGAUGCCCUCAUCUCCACCAACCCUGUCCUGCAGGAACUCUAUGCUAAGGCUUUUUCCACCACUGAGAGGUUUUUCCUCUCUGAAGCAUACAACCCACAGAGGACCCUCUUCUGUACAUUGGUCAUCAGGACCGCCUUUGACUGGCUCCUAAGCCACCCUGAUGCCCCAGAGGACUUUGAGACUUUCUACCACUCUCUUGUAAGGAGGAAACAGAGCACAUGUCGGAAGCAUAUUUACUUACAGCCAAUAGAGCUAAGCGAAGGACCUGUGGGGAGUUCCCUCCUGGACUGUCUCCGAGGAUUCAUGGAAUCUUUCUUCUUGGGGCUUCGGGUAAAGUGCCUUCCCUCCGUACCAGUCUCUUCCAUCCACUGCUGCUUCCGUCAUAAUCGGGACUCUGACAGGAUCCAGCUCCAUGCGGAUAGCAUUUUGACCUUCCUGAAAAACAAUAAACCUAUGGAUGCCCUGUGUGUGCUGGGUCUCACACUCAAGGACCUGUAUCCCUGUGAAAACUGGAGCUUCACUUUUGGCAAAUCCCUUCCAGGACAAGAAGUAGGAGUGUGCAGCUUUGCCAGGUUUUCAGCUGAUUUCUGCCAGGCUCCAGGGGCUGAGGAGAUGCCAGACAUCACCCUGAAGGUACCUGAGAUAACCUUGAGGGACAGAAAUCGGACAUUAUUCUUCAGCAUUCUGGAGAUGCUCCAGUGCUGCAAGGUCACAUGUCAUGAGAUCUGCCACCUGAUUGGCUUGGGAAAUUGCCGCUGGCUGAGCUGCAUCAUGCAGGGAGCCCUGAGUUUGGAUGAGGCCCUCCUCCGGCCCCUGGAGCUUUGCCCGAUCUGCCUUCGGAAGCUGCAGUAUUUCAUUGGAUUCAAGCUCAUUGAGAGAUACAAGAAACUCUAUGCUUGGAUCCAAACUGUGGCUGUGACGUGGCCCCGUCAGGAGGCAGGAGACUCGUCUGUGUCCGAGGAUGUCCUCCCCUUCAGCUCAGACUCAGGAAUGGGCUGUGAGAACGACUCUGAGGCAGUCACAAGCCUGUCAGAGCCCCUCACCCCAGACACAUGCAGUCAUGCUUUCUCCAUUGGGCAGGAGCUGGAGCCUGAGGAGGGAAUGUGCUCCCUGGCAGACCUGGACAGCCAGCAACAGCUAGGAGAUCUUUCUGGCUCCUCAGAUAUCAUCAAAGAGCAUGAACUCUGGCUGGCAACUUGCAUCUCUGCCCUGGAGAGGGAUGUCUCAGAGGAAGAGCUGGCUGAAGUAGAUGGGGCUGUGGAUGCCCUCGAGAGGUGGGAGAUGUUCACAGGGCAACUCCCAGCCCCCAGAAAGGACUUGCCUUUCAGUAGAGACACUGUAGGGCUACGAAAAGUCCUGGGGGACAAAUUCUCCUCCUUAAGGCGGAAGCUGAGCACAAGAAAACUGUCUAAAGCUGAAACUUCCCCUUGUCGAUGGAAGUGGGAAGACAAUUAGUGUAGCAAUACCUUUCUUGACUCCUUUUUGUUCAAGGUAGAAAAAAAAUUGUCUUUUCCAUUUGUCUUUCCCUUUUCCCUCUUCAGCUCCAUUAUACUUACAAGCAAAACUGAGUUGAAAAGUAACCAAGGACUCUAUGGAUGUAUCACAGUGGGAGGUCUUCCCACCCCACAAAUGCCUAUUUAUAUUAGAUUACUGAAUAAGAUUUAGUUUCUACCAUUUCCUUUACAGAAUCACAGAUCAAUAUUAGAAGGAACUCAGAGACCAUCUAAUCUAACUUCUACUCCUAUUAAGAAUCCUUCAUCCAUCCCCAAUUAGCCUUUGCUUGAAAAACUCCAAGUGAGGGGAAACCUAUUACCUCCCACGGCAGCCAUUCCAAGGCAGUGGAAUCACUUUGGGAUGGUUCUAAUAUGAAGUUUUAAACUCACUGAUUUAAUUCUGUCCACCUUUCCUCCCUCCUUCCCCAAAUCCCAACCCUAGAUCUCAGAUAUCCUUAGAGCUCCAGAUACUGAGCUGAGGUCCAAUGAGGUAACAUGUAAAGCGCCUUGUAGACCUUAAAGUGCUCUAUAAAUGCCAUUAUAUUGUUAUUCAUGUUGUUGUUGUUGUUAUUGUAACUGGGUGCCAUAAGAGAUGAAGAGAGUCCUUGUGUUCCAAGCUUCUUGAAAUGUCUGUGGCUUCCUAAACAAAGGUGUCUGAGAGAGGAGCAGGCAUGACAAAUCUUACUAUCUUUCAGUGCCUAAGGUGCUGACCUACGAUGGGUCAAUAUUCACAUUAACUUCAAGGAGAAACCAUAUCUGCUCUCCAGGUUUCGGGCUCCCUCUUCUGGGAAUCUGGAAUCUCUUUGAGGCUGGGACAUGGGUCCCUCUCCCCUAUUGCCAGCAGAGGGAUCUGUGCCUGUGGCAAUUGAAGGAAGGAAGUGGUUCAGUCAAUCUCUCAUUCCCGGCUGAGAUUUUAGUGCCCACUGGUCUCUUUAGUUAUUUAUAUCUAGCAGCUCAAGAGGCUGAUAGAAUUUCAGGCAGGGGAGUAACAGAGGAAAUACACUGACUCCCUCCAGUAGCAAAUUCAAAUUGGCAUUCCAAGGCUGAUGAUAGGUAUCUCCACUCCCACAAAAGGGGAAACCAGCUUUUUUCCUUAUCUAUGCUGCCUCCCUCUGUAAAGCAAAGCCAGUCUUAAUGAUCAAGACUUCAAUGGCAAUUACAUCAAUAACAGUAUGUAACAAUGUUCACCCCAUGUAAAUCCAUGUGGUCCUCAGGCAGGGUAACCAACUUUCACUAAAAAUAAUCAUUUUUGUAAAAAAAAAAUAGUGAUCUUGUAAGAAUGUGUCCAAUGUAAACCUUGCUCUUUUUCUUUCUUUCACAGACUUUGGGGGGGGGGAGGAGUAGGGAUGAUCUGAAAAGUGCUGCAAGAUUUUGACCCUUUCCCUCCUAUUCUGAAGCAGAUGCUUGUAAUAACUUGCAGGUCACAGUGAGGUCUGGGUAGACUAAAAGGGUAAGGACCGAGUCUUCUGAUCUGAAGCCUGUCUAUGUGGAAGAGUCAGAAUGAAGACGAGAAAUCUUAAUGCAGAGAUGCAAGGGCUCACAGAAUGAGCAGAGAGGAUAAAAUACAGUUAUUUUUGCAGGUGAGUCCUGCUCCAGGAAAAUGCCAGGACAUGAAUGCUGACUGUUGUAACUCAAAAGUAGCAUUAACAUGUUCAAACUGACACUCCUCUUUAUAGUCUUGAGAGGGCUUACUAUGAGGGCUCUUUAAAUAAGAAUUAAGAGAAGAUAAAGAACAAUGUGUGAACCAAAGAGUGAUAUUGUGCAAAGAAAAUAUCAUUAUAUAACAGCAUUGCUGGAACAGAGGAAUACAAAAACAGUUUCCUUCCUGGGUAGCCUACUGAUGUUCCAUAAUCUUACCCACUUUCUGAUUUCCUCCUGAUCUCUUCUAUAAUGGAUUUAUAGAAGGCUGUACUUAGAUUAAAUAGAGAUCCCAAUAAUAAAAGGCAUGGUACAGCCCUCUAGGAGCUGAGGGCAUAAUGUCAUGUAUGGUCAUCACUAGUUAUUUUACCUUAUCAGUCAAAUGGAUGACUUUCAGAUGGGAAACAAUUGAUUCAGUCGACUGGUACCUAAUUAGGUACUUUUGCCCACACCCUCUCAAUCCCCAGUGGUUUUGAGAACAAAUGAAGAGCAUGUGGAAGAUGGUAAGAAGCAAUAAUCAAUAUACAUUUUAAAAGAGAGCACUUUGCAGCAGUCUUUGUUGCUUACUAAGCAAAGAUGGUGGAAACCCUUGGGGAGUAGAGCUUUUAAAACGAAACAUUCUGGGAGCAAAGACUUCAAGGUCAAUCCCCACUAACCUCCUAAGCCUCAAUUCCUGCUUUUGCUCAUGCUGACAGCUAAGAUCUUGAAAUACCAACAUAAAACCAGUUAACAUGGACAGUAGAUUUGCUAUUAAAUUCACCCUGUACAAAUCUCUCCCAAGUUUUUUAGGCCUACGAUGGAACACAAGUUAGACCUUAUUACCUUGUGAUCUUGACCCUUAACCUCUUUGGACCUGUUUCCUCAUCAGCAAACGAGGGAUUUGAAUUUUGGUGAUGUCUGAGGUCCUUUCCAACUCUAAAUCCACGAUUCAUGCCCGUAAAAUGAAGCUAAACUCAUUAUCAGUUGCAGACAUUAGUUUCCAAGAAGUCAGAGGGACUGAAUGAAAUUAAAUCAUUUAGCAGCUUGUUUUCAUUUCUGUACUAAAGAAGACCACUCUACCUAAUUUUCUCAUGUUAUUGGCUUAACAAAAGACUUUCAAAGUAUAGGCAUCUCCUUACCUUCGAUGGGCAUAUACACAAAAUUUUAAUUGGAUUGGCAAUUGCCUAACUGGUACCUUCAUCAGCAUAGGUACGGGACAGGUGACAUGGCACAAAGGAGAGAACAUAGGCUCUAGAGGAUGUUAUCAUAUGCCAAGUCUCUACAUUCUGAGCAGAGGGGCACUUCCUAUCUGCUACUGAAAAGGAAGAAGAUGUAUCCUCCAGGUUGGGAAGAUAGAAAAAAAAAAGAUGAUAUUGGAAGGGAAGGUGGCCUUCAACAUUUACACGUGCUUGUAAGUGACAAUCUUCACUAACACAGGACAGCAGUGGAGCACAACAUGAGGAGCUCAGGAUGUGGAGUCGGAGAGAACUGGCCUCCACUUCCCAGCUGUCUCUUUCUGACCUUAGACAAUUCCCUUCGGCCUUCCGGACCCUCCAUUCCUCACCGCUAAAACGAAGCAGCUGGACUACGUUACCUUUAAAGGCCCUUCUCUUCCAAUUCUGAGUCUAUGUUCCUAUGAAAGACACACUGUAGCUCUUGACUAAAUUGGUCUAGCCCUGACAGGAGAGGAAACAGGACAGCAAAGACACUGUUGAAUGAAUAAAAAAGGUCAAAAGCAGUAAGGAAACCUGUAGCCACCUGGUUUUAAAGCAAUAACUCUCUCUCAGCCCUGUACUCCUUGGUUGAUGAGAUUACUCAGAAGACCUUUUGGCAGAAAUGAGCAGACUGGGUGGGUGGCCAGGGUUUGGGGACAAAGACGCCAACAAAAAUAAAACCCUGAGGAGCUCAGGCUUAUUUGGUUUGUUUAUUUAAAGAGGGAGAGGUCCCCCCCCAAAGAAUAUUUAUAUCCUCAUGAAGGCCAAAGAAUGAGGACUUAGUGUGGCUGUCUCACAAACUUGUUCUUGAGAAGGCUUACACGUGGCUGCGAUGAAACAAAAGCCUUCCUUAUAAGCUUGCUGUGUUAAAGCUACAGCAAGAGGCAAAGAGGUGGAUUUUGCUGCCUGGUUUCAGGCCUAAAAAGGGACAGCAAAGACAUAUGUAUUUCACACUCCAUUUUCCAAAAAUGGCUUUCAAUCACUUUGGCUACUCCAGAAACUGACAGCUGAAGGGACCAGAAUGGGAUUAGACUCAACCAUGGUCUCAUUCUAAAUGGGGGCACCUACAUAGAUAGAAGCUUCUAUUGCUUCAAAAAAAUCAA